AUGGUUCCUCCGGUAGGCAUUAUCAUUACUGUCACCGUACUAGUAGCAGCCAGUCUUGCUGCGUACGAAAACCCUCAGGUGCGGGCAUGGAUCGACCGUACCAGACAAAAGAUUGCCACGGGGUUCAAUUCCCUUGGUGAUGGGCCUCGCCCAAGCCCGAGAACGCAGCGCCGUUCUACAGAUGCCUCGAUGUAUGAAGAGAAGAGCGAGGAUGCUGAAGCACGCCGGCAACGAGCUGUAGCCGAGAUCAUGGAAAGAAGCCGCCUUAUGGAAGAACAACGGAGGAGGAGGAGGGCAGAAUUAGAAUCAGGGCAACCUCAAUCUCCCAAUUUUGAUAGCCUGGUAGACAGCAACGGCAAUCUACGAGAAAAACCUCGAAAUGAUGGCCUGGACCAGGCGGCAACGUCGGCUCUCGAACCGACUGAGCAGCAGAACCAGAUGCGGUCUCGAUUUGGAGCGCAAGACUUGAAUUGUCAGCCGAACCUGCAGCAACGAGGGCUACAGAAAGCUGCUGAGGUGGUCUCGCCUCUCAGCGAAUCAAUCCCAACUCCUGUUGAGGACGACAAUGGUUAUCAGCCCUUUGAGUCUAGGUACGAGCAGGAGAUGCGUGAGGCUUGGAAUAUCCCACUCUCCGAAAGGCGCAUCGACAUACCGUCUAGUCAUGCGUCUGAGAGUCUGGUUGUGCUCACACCGUCAACUGACGUACCAGAUCCUGAGAUCUCGAUACCUUCGGCAGAUCAUCUUCACCGGCCUGUUGAGAGAUCAGAUUAUUUUUCUGCUCCCAUGUCCAACUCAACGCGAACUUUAUCAGAGCAUGGCUCGAUACCACUCGGAUUCAACAACUCUCUACACAGCAGUCAAAUGAGUGGCUCUAUCCAUCAUUCAGUAAACGAGCCUUCGUCACAUGCUCCAAGUAUUUCUGGAAGUAUAAGUGAGAUUCAUGCAAGCGAAGCGGAAGACACAUCGGAUGACUUGCUCAGCGAGCAGGGUGAUGGAAUGCGCACUCCUGGAAGUGUCUGGACUGAAGUGGACAGCACGUUUAGUGGUGACCACUGA
Molecule: messenger RNA, 1056 nt
Organism: Exophiala bonariae
Lineage: Eukaryota; Fungi; Ascomycota; Eurotiomycetes; Chaetothyriales; Herpotrichiellaceae
Exons: 1
Coding region: 1-1056 (351 amino acids)
Source: RefSeq, a predicted model, not a curated record